AUAAUCAGCACAAUGGAGACCCAGGUGUCCAACGGCCCCACAAGCAACAGUUCCCUCCCCAAUGGGCCACUGAUCAGUGCCAAUGGGGCCACUGAUGAUUCCAAAACUAACCUCAUAGUCAACUAUUUGCCCCAGAACAUGACACAAGAGGAAUUCAAGAGUCUCUUUGGAAGCAUCGGAGAGAUUGAAUCAUGCAAACUGGUUCGAGACAAAAUCACAGGGCAGAGUUUAGGCUACGGCUUUGUCAACUACGUUGAUUCCAAUGAUGCUGACAAAGCAAUCAACACCUUGAAUGGGCUCAAACUGCAGACAAAAACAAUCAAGGUGUCCUAUGCACGGCCGAGCUCCGCUUCUAUCCGUGAUGCCAAUCUCUACGUCAGUGGCCUGCCCAAGACCAUGAGCCAGAAAGAGAUGGAGCAGCUCUUCUCACAGUAUGGACGCAUCAUCACCUCCCGUAUCCUUGUGGAUCAAGUCACAGGUGUAUCUAGAGGUGUGGGAUUCAUCCGCUUUGACAAGAGGAUAGAAGCUGAGGAAGCCAUCAAGGGGCUGAAUGGGCAGAAACCGCUGGGUGCUAGUGAGCCCAUCACAGUCAAGUUUGCCAAUAACCCCAGCCAGAAGACAGGGCAAGCAUUACUCACACACCUGUAUCAGACCACAGCCCGGCGGUACACAGGGCCUUUGCACCACCAGACUCAGCGAUUCAGGCUCGACAAUUUGCUAAACAUGGCAUACGGCGUCAAGAGGUUCUCUCCUAUCACGAUCGACAGCAUGACCAGCCUGGCGGGAGUCAAUCUGACCGGGGCCUCCAGUGCUGGCUGGUGCAUCUUUGUGUACAACCUCUCUCCAGAGGCAGAUGAGAGCGUCCUCUGGCAGCUCUUUGGGCCCUUUGGAGCCGUCACCAACGUCAAAGUAAUCCGCGACUUCACCACCAACAAGUGCAAAGGCUUUGGCUUUGUCACCAUGACCAACUAUGAUGAAGCAGCCAUGGCCAUCGCCAGCCUCAAUGGCUACCGACUGGGUGACCGAAUCCUCCAGGUUUCCUUCAAGACCAGUAAGCAACACAAGGCAUGA
Messenger RNA from Python bivittatus (Burmese python), 1071 nucleotides. RefSeq names its product ELAV like RNA binding protein 3 (gene ELAVL3). Gene Ontology annotation, molecular function: RNA binding. Gene Ontology annotation, cellular component: ribonucleoprotein complex. Lineage: Eukaryota; Metazoa; Chordata; Lepidosauria; Squamata; Pythonidae. The record is from RefSeq and is a predicted model, not a curated record.